This is a messenger RNA of Eruca vesicaria subsp. sativa (arugula), 1071 nucleotides long. Lineage: Eukaryota; Viridiplantae; Streptophyta; Magnoliopsida; Brassicales; Brassicaceae. The record is from the annotation of a GenBank genome assembly.
AUGUCUACAAUAAAAGAUGAAACGUGGAGUAUUGGGCCAAGUAUGGGCCGAGUCUGGGCUAAGCUUAAUGAGAAGAGAUUGAAGUUUUCUUCUCUCUCUCGGAGAUCAAUGGCUGCCAAUUUCUGGAAUUCCAAGCAGCUUAUGGAGCAAGAAGAAGUGGAUGUAGUUCAUGCUCUAGACAAAGAACGUGGACUUUCUGUUGAGGAUUUCAAGCUCAUCAAGUUCCAUAUGUGUAAUCAUAUGAUGAAAUUAGCUCAGCACAUUAAAGUCAGGCAAAGGGUUGUGGCCACUGCUGUUACCUACAUGAGACGGGUUUAUACCAGAAAAAGUAUGGUAGAGUUUGAGCCCCGUCUUGUUGCUCUUGCAUGCAUGUAUCUGGCAUCUAAAGCUGAAGAAAGUAUUGUUCAGGCCAGGAAUGUCAUUUUUUACAUCAAAAAAUUGUAUCCUGAUGAGUAUAAAUAUGAACUAAAAGAUGUAUUAGGAAUGGAGAUGAAGGUCUUAGAAGCACUCAACUAUUAUCUCGUUGUGUUUCACCCUUACCGCUCUUUAUCUGAGUUUUUGCAAGAUGCUGCAAUAAACGAUGUAAAUAUGAACCAGAUUACAUGGGGAAUUGUAAAUGAUACUUAUAAGAUGGACCUCAUCCUUGUACACCCUCCUUACCGCAUAGCUCUAGCGUGUAUAUACAUAGCAAGUGUCCACAGAGAUAAAGAUAUCACUGCAUGGUUUGAAGAUCUUCAUGAGGACAUGAACUUGGUGAAGAACAUUGCCAUGGAGAUUCUGGACUUCUACGAGAAUUACAGAUCAAUCACCGAGGAGAAAGUGAAUUCUGCGUUCAGCAAAUUGGCUUUGAAGCCGUAGCAGCAGCAGCAGCCAGGAAUCACAUCCAUCUCCAAGUUUAGUCUAAUACUCUCUGACACAAAAACAAAAAAGAUAGAGACUUUAUCAGUUGCCAUAUUAUCUUUACCUUUGUGGCAGACAUGUAACAUUAUUGUUAACGCUACCAAACAAAAUUUUAAAGUGAAAAUUGUAACAUGUGGUAUAUGUCAAAAAGUAUUAAAGAGUUGAUUUGGC